Molecule: messenger RNA, 378 nt
Organism: Hyphopichia burtonii NRRL Y-1933
Lineage: Eukaryota; Fungi; Ascomycota; Pichiomycetes; Serinales; Debaryomycetaceae
Product: DUF3759 domain-containing protein
Exons: 1
Coding region: 1-378 (125 amino acids)
Source: RefSeq, a predicted model, not a curated record
AUGUUCGGUUUCGGUGAUCACGAAGAAUCUCACAAUCAAGUCUACGGUCAAGAAGAACACGAGGGCCACUUAUCCCACGAAGUUAUUGCCGGUGCUGCUUCCUUCGCUGCUGCUAGAUCUUAUGAAAAAAAGCAAAGAGAAGAAGGUAAACCUGUCUCUCAUGCUUUCGCCAAAGAAGCUCUUGCUGGUAUUGCCGGUGCUGAAGUUGAUAAAUUGGUCGAAACUAAAGGUUUAGACUACAUUGACAGAGAAAAAGCCAAACACCAAGCUAAAGAAUACGCUCAACAAGGUUACGACAGCCACUACGGGGACAAAGAAGAAUGGCACCCAGACCAUGAAGCUCCAUUUGACUAUAACAAUGAAAGAUAUAACUACUAA